Molecule: messenger RNA, 1145 nt
Organism: [Torrubiella] hemipterigena
Lineage: Eukaryota; Fungi; Ascomycota; Sordariomycetes; Hypocreales; Clavicipitaceae
Source: the annotation of a GenBank genome assembly
GCUCGGCACAUCAGGUUGCCGCAGCGUUGCCCUGCGACAGAGCUCCCAGAAGUCCGUCCGCUCCGCUGCAAACUACUUACUUCCCGAUCGACUUGCAAAACCUCUCCCCUCUUUCAUCUUUCAACAUCUAUCUACAUUGAAAAAAAAAAAUGGCAACCUCUUCCAGCACCAUCAUCGGCUCGACCGGCCUCGUCGGCUCGCACAUUCUCUCGACGCUCCUCGCCGCCGACAUCUACAAACCCGUCAACACCAUCACCCGCCGCGCCCCCAAGGCGACCUCGCCCUCGCUCAACGCCAUCAUCGACGCCGACACUACAAAAUGGGCGCCUGCGCUCAAGGGCCUCUCGCCCACCUCGGCCGUUGUUUUUUCUGCCCUGGGCACGACGCGCGCUGCGGCCGGUGGCAUUGCCAAUCAGUGGAAGAUUGACCACGACCUCAAUGUCGAGCUUGUCAAGGCUGCCAAGGAGGCUGGUGCAAAGACAUUUGUCUUUAUUUCCAGCGGCGGCACCCGCGGCUUCCCUGGCAGCUUGUCACCCUACGCCAAGAUGAAGAACGGCGUCGAGGAUGCCAUCAAGGAGCAGGACUUUGACCACGGCAUCAUCAUCAAGCCCGGCAUGAUCCUGGGUGACCGCGAGGAGAAGCGUGCUGCAGAGGGUCUUCUCCAGAGCAUUGUUCAUGGUGUUGGCAAGCUCAGUGCUGGUGCGCAGAAUGCCAUUGGCCAGGAAGCCGAUGUCAUUGCCAAAGCUGCCAUUCGUGCUGCUCAGCUCGCGGACGAGGGCAAGGCCCCGAGCAAGUUCUGGGUGAUUGAGGGCAGCGAUAUUGUGCGCAUGGGCAAGACGGAGUGGGUUGACGCUCCUGUUGCUGCCACCAACACGGCUGCUUAAAGAGUAGUGCGCAGAUGCUCGAGAGACUGGCUAUUGAGCACAAGACACAUACGAGAUUGGGGGGGGUUAAUCGUGACCGGGGCUUCAUUGUCGAAGCUCUCUUCUUUUCUAAUUCUUAGUGAUACCAAUUUUAGUUUACGAAUAUACAUCCCACCUUUAAUUUGCCCUCUUUUUCUUUCUCAUCUCGUUACUUGGGCUCAUUUAAUCAGCCUCGCGCGCUUCCGGCUCCGGAGCGGAACAGGCAAUCAGCACAUAUCCACC